This is a messenger RNA of Ilex paraguariensis (yerba mate), 537 nucleotides long. NCBI's taxonomy places the organism in Eukaryota, Viridiplantae, Streptophyta, Magnoliopsida, Aquifoliales, Aquifoliaceae. The record is from the annotation of a GenBank genome assembly.
UCUAGCUGUUAUUUGCGUCCUCGGCAUUUCGCUGGGGCAGCUGCUUUUCAAGAAGGCAGCAGCCGCUAUUCCGCUUUCCCCCUCUCUGAUGGAUAUUGCCCUCAAUGGCUGGCUGCUUGUGGCUUUCGCGCUUUACGGAGUCACCACGCUGGCCUGGGUGUGGAUUCUGAGAAGUGCACCUCUGUAUCUGGCAUAUCCGAUUAUGGGACUGGCCUUUAUAAUUGUGCCCAGGAUAACCAUUUGCAUCCCAAGCACCCAAUUAACAAAACAGAUCACAUGAAAAUUUCAGUUGCCAUCCCUUGCUACAAAGUCACACAGCAUGUCAUAGAGGUGAUAGAAAAAAUACCCGAUUGCGUAACAACAAUAUAUGCCGUAGACGAUUGUUGCCCUGAUGGCAGUGGAAACUGGAUUCUGCAGAAUUGCAAGGAUCCUCGGGUGAGGGUACUUUUCCACACAAAAAACCAAGGCGUGGGAGGAGCGGUAAGCACGGCUUAUGGUCAAGCGAUCAAGGAUGGAAUGGAUAUCGUAGUCAAAUAG